CCACUAACAAUAGCAAUUCCAACCAACACACCGCCGCCACGCUGUUGCCACAACCACUAAAGAUGAAUGACCAUGAACAUGACAUGGUUAUGCCUGGUUUCGCUUUCCACCCUACUGAAGAAGAACUCGUAGAGUUCUACCUUCGCCGUAAGGUUGAGGGCAAACGUUUCACGUUGGAACUCAUUACUUUCUUGGAUCUUUAUCGCUAUGACCCUUGGGAACUUCCUGCUCUGGCAGCAAUUGGAGAGAAAGAAUGGUUCUUCUAUGUGCCAAGAGACAGAAAAUAUCGAAACGGGGACGCGGCCUAAUAGGGUGAAACUACUUUCCGGUACUGGAAAGGCAACAGGCUGACCGGAUGAUCCGUAACGGAGAACGCGAGGUCAAUUGGGUUAAAGAAAACCCUAGUUUCUUACUCUGGUAAAGCUCCUAAAGGAAUUCGAACGAGCUGGAUCAUGAAUGAAUUCUUGCCCCAGCACGAAACUGAACGAUAUCAAAAGCUUGAAAUUUUCGCUUUGUCGGCGUUUACAAGAGAGCAGGGAGUAGAAGAUCACCCAUCUCUCCCUCGCGCACUCCCAUCGAGAGCUUCAUCGUCUAGAGGAACUCAGUCUGAUAAAAACAGCAUCAAAUUUUCUAUAGAAAGAUUUCAAUCGCAGCAAUAGAAAAUGGAGAA
This is a messenger RNA of Jatropha curcas, 670 nucleotides long. RefSeq lists its product as uncharacterized. Lineage: Eukaryota; Viridiplantae; Streptophyta; Magnoliopsida; Malpighiales; Euphorbiaceae. The record is from RefSeq and is a predicted model, not a curated record. Gene Ontology annotation, molecular function: DNA binding. Gene Ontology annotation, biological process: regulation of DNA-templated transcription.